AUGUCCUCCUUCUCGCACCUAAAGCCCCUCACGGUCUGGGGCAAAGGCGGCCCCAACCCGCCCAAAGUCGCCAUCCUUCUCGAAGAGCUAGGCGUUCCCUACGAAGCCCUCCCAAUCCCCCUCUCCGACGUCAAAAAGCCCGAGUACGUAGCCAUCAACCCCAACGGGCGGCUCCCCUCCAUCCGCGACCCCAACAACGGCGACCUGACGAUCUGGGAGUCGGGCGCCAUCCUCGAGUACCUGAUCGAGCGGUACGACACCGAGCACCGCUUCAGUUUUCCCCCCGGCUCGCCUGAGUCCUACCACGCCAAGCAGUUCCUUUUCUUCCAGGUCUCUGGCCAGGGUCCGUACUACGGCCAGGCGACUUGGUUUAAGAAGUUCCACCAGGAGCAGGUGCCCAGCGCUGUCGCGCGGUACGUGGCCGAGAUCAACCGCGUCACGGGGGUGCUGGAGAAGGUGCUGGCUGAGCAGGCGGAGAAGUAUCCCGGCGGGGACGGCCCGUGGUUGGUGGGUGGGAAGUACUCGUUUGCCGAUAUCGCUUUCAUUUCGUGGCAGAGGGUCAUUCUCAAGGUGCAUGAAAAGGACGAGUACGACCCGGACCAGUACCCGCAUGUCAAGGCAUGGUUGGAGAAGGUGCAGCAGAGGCCGGCGGUCCAGGCUGGGUUGGGUCAGGGUGGUCAGUUGAAAUGA
Messenger RNA from Dichotomopilus funicola, 690 nucleotides. RefSeq names its product glutathione S-transferase. Bases 1 to 690 code for a protein of 229 amino acids. The transcript has a single exon. NCBI's taxonomy places the organism in Eukaryota, Fungi, Ascomycota, Sordariomycetes, Sordariales, Chaetomiaceae. The record is from RefSeq and is a predicted model, not a curated record.